CGUAUCUCUCUCUACACAAGAAAAAUAAAAACACUCCCCAUAGAUAUAUAUCGUAAGAACCACAAAAAAAAGCUUUGCGGUUUCGUAUUCUUCUUCAUUGAUUCUUGAUUCUUGUAGAAGAAAGAUUGAAUAAUAAGAAGAAGACGAUAGAGUUGGGUCACUUCCCACCGACGAUCUUCUCCUACUCCAUGGAUGGAAUGUACAAUUUUCAUUCGGCCGGUGAUUACUCAGAUAAGGCGGUGCUGAUGAUGUCACCGGAGAGUCUCAUGUUCCCUUCCGAUUACCAAGCCUUGCUAUGUUCCUCCGCCGGUGAGAAUCGUGUCUCUGAUGUUUUCGGAUCCGACGAGCUACUCUCAGCAGCCGCCUCAGCUUUGUCCUCGGAGGCUGCUUCGAUCGCUCCGGAGAUCCGUAGAAACGAUGAUAACGUUUCUCUCAGUGUCAUCAAGUCCAAAAUCGCUUCACAUCCUUCGUAUCCUCGCCUACUUCAAGCCUACAUCGAUUGCCAAAAGGUCGGAGCACCACCGGAGAUAGCGUGUUUGCUUGAGGAGAUUCAAAGGGAGAGUGAUGUGUAUAAGCGAGACGUUGUUCCUUUGUCUUGCUACGGAGCUGAUCCUGAGCUUGAUGAAUUUAUGGAAACGUACUGUGAUAUAUUGGUGAAAUACAAAUCGGAUCUUGCAAGGCCGUUUGAUGAGGCAACUAGUUUCUUGAACAAGAUUGAGAUGCAGCUACGGAACCUAUGUACUGGUGUGGAUUCUGCUAGGAACGUUUCGGAGGAUGGUGCAAUAUCAUCAGACGAGGAACUGAGUGGAGGAGAUCAUGAGGUAGCGGAGGACGGGAGACAAAGAUGCGAGGACCGUGAUCUCAAGGAUAGGUUGCUACGCAAAUUUGGAAGCCGUAUAAGUUCUCUAAAGCUGGAGUUUUCAAAGAAGAAGAAGAAAGGAAAGCUACCUAGAGAAGCAAGACAAGCUCUUCUUGAUUGGUGGAAUCUCCAUUACAAGUGGCCUUACCCUACCGAAGGAGAUAAGAUAGCAUUAGCUGAUGCAACAGGGUUAGACCAGAAACAAAUCAACAACUGGUUUAUAAACCAAAGGAAACGCCAUUGGAAGCCGUCAGAGAAUAUGCCAUUCGCUAUGAUGGAUGAUUCUAGUGGAUCAUUCUUCACCGAGGAAUGAAUUUUAUUUAUUAUGGUGGUAUCAUUUAUUUUAACCUUCGAAAAGAAAAAUUAAAGAUGGGUGUAUUUGAAAAUGUAUAAUUCUGCCUUGCUUUGCCGACAAAGAAAAGAAAAGAGUGAAGCAUGGACGAGAUCUGGAUGAAAUGUUUAACACUCACUCACUCACAUGUAGGAUGGAACAAGGAGACAAGUCAAAAAUGCUUUGUAACUAUUAUUGUCAGUGAAUAAAAUAACUUCUUUGGUCUCUUCCUAAA
This is a messenger RNA of Capsella rubella, 1425 nucleotides long. Its product is annotated as homeobox protein knotted-1-like 6. Gene Ontology annotation, biological process: regulation of DNA-templated transcription. The coding region runs from base 189 to 1172 and encodes 327 amino acids. The transcript is spliced from 5 exons. Gene Ontology annotation, molecular function: DNA-binding transcription factor activity, RNA polymerase II-specific; DNA binding. Lineage: Eukaryota; Viridiplantae; Streptophyta; Magnoliopsida; Brassicales; Brassicaceae. The record is from RefSeq and is a predicted model, not a curated record. Gene Ontology annotation, cellular component: nucleus.